This is a messenger RNA of Stegostoma tigrinum, 3144 nucleotides long. It is a transcript of the gene gpr45, whose product is annotated as G protein-coupled receptor 45. Lineage: Eukaryota; Metazoa; Chordata; Chondrichthyes; Orectolobiformes; Stegostomatidae. The transcript has 4 exons. Bases 788 to 1912 code for a protein of 374 amino acids. The record is from RefSeq and is a predicted model, not a curated record. Gene Ontology annotation, molecular function: G protein-coupled receptor activity. Gene Ontology annotation, cellular component: membrane. Gene Ontology annotation, biological process: G protein-coupled receptor signaling pathway.
GCCCAGGCUAAAGGCUCGCCGCCCGCUGGGAACACACAGUUGCUUCCGCUUCGCUGGCCCAGCUGGUGGUUGCACAGCAUUGUUGUGGCAGACUUUCCACUGCAUUCAGCCUCCCUUCUCCCACAUUCGCACCAAUGACCUGAGCAAAGUGCUCUUUUUCGUCUCUCUGACAACCACAGCGGAACCAUUGGUGCACAAACUAGCUCCCUAUCCUGGUUGGCUGUGGUAACUCUUCAUUUAGAUUAGUCGCAUCGAUACUCGUUUUUCGUGUAUUCUACAUUCCUCUACUUAUCUAGUUUUCAUAUGGAUUGUUUUGUUUAUUUGCGGAAACGCUGUGAGCCUAUUUUGUCCUUUAGGUGGUCGUGACCGAGAAGACAAAUCGAAGAUGGAUUUGAGGAGCGCUUUUACGAGGAACGCAGAAAAAAAGUUGGCAUGCAGAACUGGAAGCAGACCUGGGAAAAAAGAAGACACCAUGUUAUACAGAAUGAGAACAGGGAGCUGAUCGUUUGAGUCACCAUUGGGAUGGAGAUGCAGCAAGAACCUUUAAUUCUCAGAACAGAAAGGCAAUGAAGUGUCCUUUGGAAAUUAACAUACAACUAACAAUAUGCUGGAAAUAAUAUUGAAGACAAUUCAUAUCAAGAUGUCUCUGAAAUGCUUUAUAUCCAGUUGCAAAGGAUUUUCAGUACCAAAGAAUUUGAUCCAACUCCAAAAAAUCAAUGUCAAAAUGUGCAAUGUUAAGUAACAGCCAUUUUUCACAAAGAAGUGAAUUAGUGGCACAUUCCACAAAAUGAUGGCGUGUAAUAGCACUCUUUUACAGAGCUUUACCAGUGAAGUUUCGAAUGAAACAAGUCCAACUGUGAUUUCAGGCAAGCCAAAUCUUCCCAUCAUUAUAAGGAUAUUACUAGCAAUAGUUAUGAUGUCAAUGAUUGCAGUUGGUUUCCUUGGCAAUGCAGUUGUGUGUUUAAUUGUGUGCCAGAAACCUGCCAUGCGCUCGGCAAUCAAUCUGCUCUUAGCAACCCUUGCAUUUUCAGACAUCAUGCUGUCUUUGAUGUGCAUGCCCUUUACCAUGGUCACCAUCAUAACCGUUGAGUGGAUCUUUGGAAGUUAUUUUUGCCGGAUAGCUGCUAUGCUUUACUGGUUUUUUGUCCUGGAAGGCGUAGCAAUACUUCUGAUAAUCAGUGUUGAUCGCUAUUUAAUCAUUGUACAACGGCAAGACAAGCUGAAUCCUCAUCGUGCCAAGAUAAUGAUUGUCAUUUCAUGGGCAGUUUCCUUUUGUGUUGCAUUUCCAUCAGUGAUUGGCUGGACCAUGGUGGAAGUACCUACUCGGGCGCCCCAAUGUGUUCUAGGAUACACAGCCACUAAGGCUGACCGUGUUUAUGCAGUGAUCUUGCUGGUUACUAUUUUUUUUAUUCCUUUCAGCGUGAUGCUAUACUCUUACCUCUGCAUUCUGAAUACAGUGCGAAGGAAUUCUGUACGGAUCCACAACCAUGCAGAAAGCCUCUGCUUGAGUCAAGUCAGCAAACUGGGAUUAAUGGGUUUGCAACGCCCUAAUCAAAUGAACAUUGAUAUGAGCUUUAAAACGCGAGCCUUCACAACUAUUUUAAUUCUCUUUGUUGGCUUUUCCUUUUGCUGGUUGCCAUACACAGUGUACAGUCUUCUGUCUGUUUUCAGUGAGAGCUUUUAUCACAGUCACUCCUUCUACAAUGUUAGCAUUUGGGUCCUGUGGCUCACUUACUUGAAAUCAGUCUUCAAUCCUAUCAUCUACUGCUGGCGAAUUAAGAAAUUUCGUCAGUCCUGUAAGGAAUUCAUGCCAAAAACAUUUAAAGUUUUGCCAAAGCUGCCUGGGAGGUCAAGACGGAGAAUUCGGCCCAGUACAGUCUAUGUUUGCAGUGAGCAUCAGUCAACUGUAUAAAGUAAAACUCUCUUUCAAAUGCCUUUUCAAAAUGCCUUAAACAAUAUUUUGGGGCAAUGUGAACUUACCAUUCGUUCUUUCAAACUGGUCAGCUUUUACAAAGACUGGUUGCUGCCAUAAUAAAUUUGUUAAUAUUGCAGACAGGUUUAUUACAUAUAAAAUGGAUAUGUUAGUGCUGAAAUUAUUCUUCUAACUCAUGAUUUGCCAUGGUUUAUAAACAAUAAUGGGACAGCAUUGAAAACAUUCUCUCCACUCUUGCUGAAAAAAACUGAAGUAAAUAAGAUUUCAUAUUUCCUUCAAACUUCCUUCAAGCAAUUGUACAAGCAGCAUAUGUGAUGGGGGAAUAACAUUGUAAUACCCUAGAUUUUGUCAUGUCAGUAUUUAUGGCUCAUCUCGAUUGUAAAAUGGACUGAGUUUGCAUGAUUUACUAUUGUGUAGAUCCAAUUUAAACAGCAUCAUAGCUUCUGUUUAAGUAUAAAGCUAUCAUUGUUGAUCAGCCACUUAUGCUAGAAACUACAUUAUUUUGAUUCUACCUGUUACGAAUAAUCUGAGUAACUGUGCUGUAAGUGAGUACAGCAUUAGUCUUUAAAUUCCAGAGAUUAGGAAUGUCAGGUUCUCUUCCUUUAAACUGCUUGUUUAAUUCUAUAAUUAUUAAGGUAGAAUGGUAUUGGUGGCCUUGACAGUAGUGAAUUCACAUUUCUACCUGGAUUACAAGGCCCAUGUGAUUGAAGGUGCCAUGGAAAUGGGCUUUAAAAAGGCGAGAGUCCAAAUUGGUUAAGCAUGGAUUUUCCUAAAAAUAUUGCUAAACUUUGAAGAUAUGACCAGUCUACAAGAAUGUGAGAGAGAAGAAAAGACAUAAAGACAGCAAGUCUACUGUUCACCAUGUAGGAUGUGGCUGAGAGCUUGCACUUGGAUUGAACAGAGUAAAUUACUGAUGAUUUAAAUAAAUCUGGAAGAUUCACAUAACUUUGACUAGUUGGAGGGAUGUCAGUCAUCACUUACCAUGAAGGUAAAUUUAAGGAGUUGAAAUAUUUCACUGGAAAAUGUUAGAAGAGCUGAGAGUAGUUUCAACUAGUUCGUAGAAAAUGAAGUGUCACCAUGGCAGAGGGAUUUUCAAUUUUCUAAAAGUUUAAUAGGAAUCUUCUUUGUAGUUUAGAAUAAAAUACUUAUUUAGAGUUGAUGUAAUAUUGUCUUUGGUUUGUUUUGUACAGUAAAAGGCUUGAAACGUGAAA